ACUCAUAGGUUAUAUGUGUAGAGCGAGAAGAAAGUGGAAGCUUGAGUCUCUUCCAUUAAAGGCUUAAGCUCCGUCCCCAGUCAGUAAAUACUGUACUCCACACUUAUAUUUCCAUUCAACGCGCAUUCUCACUCGGUUUAUUGACUUUUCUCGAUCAAUUCAUCACUCGAAUUGGAGCGAGAGGCGUUUGAUCCAGGGUUUGACAUGCGGAGGGGCCGCCAUGGCUGAAUCACCACCAUCAACCUCUGAAAAACCCCCAAUCCAGAAGGUAGGGUUAGGGUUUUUGCUCGAAGAUGCGCCUCUGUCCGAUCCGAUCAAUCCCGAGCCUGAAAUUCCUGAAAAUGCCCCUGGUGGAGGGAGUGAUCCGCCGAAGGCGGAGCGGGAGGAGGUGUUUGAUGAAACCGCCUCCCUCGAUGAAGAGAUGGAAUUUCUAAAUGCAAUUGAGAGAGAGCUGUCUGAGCUUACUAUCCAGCAAGCCCACAUCGAGGGGGUUAGCGUGAUAUUGGAGGGCAUCGAAGGGGAUGAUGCUGGAAAACAAAAGGAUGGCAACGAUUCGGAGAGCUUCGAAGGUGGAAAUGAUAUUGAUGAAGGUGAUGCGGAUAAGGAGGGUAAUGUAGCUGUUAAUUUUGGUGAUGGAGCGUCCAAGUUUGGGAGAUUUAAUCAGAACAAUAGCCGAAGGAGGAUUAACUAUCCUAUGAGGCCUGAUGCAGAGGAUUGCUCCUUUUAUAUGAAAUUUGGGUCGUGUAAAUUUGGGUUGAAUUGCAAGUUUAAUCAUCCUCCUAGGAGAAAGAACCAGAAUGUUAAGGAGAGAACAAAUCACAGGGAAGAGAACUCAGGGAGGGGAGGGCAGACUGAGUGCAAGUAUUAUCUGACAUCAGCGGGUUGCAAAUAUGGAAAGGACUGUAAAUACUCUCAUGGUUCAGACAGAAGCUCGACAAGCCAAACACCAGAGCUCAACUUCUUAGGGUUGCCAAUUCGAAUUGGAGAAAAGGAGUGUCCCUACUACAUGCGCACUGGGUCCUGCAAAUAUGGAUUGAAUUGCAGAUUUCAUCAUCCUGAACCAGUCACUGUUGGUGGUGAUUCCUCUUCUGGAUAUGGAAAUGGGGGUUCUUUUCCAUCACAAUUUGUUUCCUCAUCAUCUCCCACUUCAUGGUCUUCACCAAGAGCAUUUAAUGAGAAUUCUCCAUUCGUACCAGUUAUGUUUCCACCAUCCCCAGGUGCUCCUACUUCAAACCAGGAUUGGAACGGGUAUCAGGCUGCAACCUACUCCGCAUCUGAGGGCCUGCCAACACCCCCAGCCUUUGCCCUGAACAAUCUACCAGCUGAGAUAAACUUCCCCAUGCGUCGUCAGCCUGAUAUUCUAGUUGAAGAAUAUCCAGAGCGUCCUGGUGAACCAGAAUGCAGUUUCUUCAUAAAAACUGGCGACUGCAAAUUCCGAUCAAAUUGCAAAUUUCAUCACCCAAAAAGCCGUGUGAUCAAGGGAAAACCAAACACUUACACUCUCAGCGACAAAGGCUUGCCUCUUAGACCUGAUCAGCCCAUCUGCACGCACUAUCACCGCUACGGGAUUUGCAAGUAUGGACCAGCUUGUAAAUAUGAUCACCCAUCAAACUUUGCCAUCUUGCCGACUCCCUUUGAUCAACCGGCUGUAAUGCUGGAGCAAGGAAAUGAAAGCUUAGAAGCUUGAGCCUAACUUAGAGAACUAUCCACUCUUUUUGUCACGUCUUAAUUUAAUCCUUUCAUGUCACACUAGAUUUUAAACUUUGGACAUGCAACUUCUGCUUGACUGUGUUAUUACCUAGAUACAGUUUUGUAGUGACCACCAACACUUCAUAUUUGAUCUUGGUUCUGACUUUUACUAUGAACAGAAUAACUUUGCACCGUGUA
Molecule: messenger RNA, 1887 nt
Organism: Salvia hispanica
Lineage: Eukaryota; Viridiplantae; Streptophyta; Magnoliopsida; Lamiales; Lamiaceae
Product: zinc finger CCCH domain-containing protein 67-like
Molecular function (GO): metal ion binding; mRNA binding
Source: RefSeq, a predicted model, not a curated record